GUUGUAAACACCAGCCAGUCUCCCUGUCGUCGCCUGAUCUCAGGAUGUCACAAGUCUCGCCCUUUGUCUCACCCCUGAACGGAGGUUGAGAGGCUCAUAAACUUGCCCAGUGGGCUUUGUCCUACAAAGGAACUUCUGGUGGUACGUCCAUCACUACUCACUACUCGAACCGACCUCUCUCAGACCAGUCCUACGCCGAGGCAGAAGAACCUGUUGAAAUCCAAAAAGAUGCAGAACCUACCAAGCCCAGCCGAAGAGCAGCCGCCGUACGACCGAGUCAAGGCAUACCUCGAAGAUUUCAAACUCCACUGUGAGGGCCGAAGGACCGCCGUCGCCCGUGACUUCGACCAGCUCUUCCGAUGCCGGAUCUCACCUGGCGACUGGCUCAAGGUACAGCGAGAUCUGCAUAUCUACGACCUCGACGAAUCCCCCGGUCGAUUCUCAUAUGAAACCCGUUGCAAAUUCUCCUACCAUGCCUCAACGUCGACUCUUAUCAUUGAAUGUGCCGCCCCAUCGGCCAUGCAUGAAGUGGCAGUUGGGUUCAUCGAAGGUUGUUUCCGCUCGGUGACCGACCCCACCACUGUGGGCUUUGUUAGAAAUGAAGACUACGAGCUCAAGGGCGAAGGUCCCGAUCCGACCAAAAAGGCAGAUCUUGCGCUCGAUGAAUUUACCCACGGAGGUCACAAGUACAGAUGGGUUCUUGAAGUUGGUUUCUCGGAAACAUAUGACGAGCUCCUCGAAGACAUACAGACCUGGCUGACAAGAAGCGGUGGCGACAUCGUCCAUGGGGUUUUGAUGAAAAUUACAGAAGAGCCGCCAUACCGUUGUCCUUUACCGGGUGUCUCCGACGAGGAACUCGAGCGUCGAGGGCUAAAGAGCCAUGACGAUAUAUCUGAAGACGACUUCGUGAUGGAAGGGGAAUAUGGACCAGUAUCUUAUCAGGGUGACCGCUGGGUAGGAGAGAUUAAGGAGGUCUUCUGGGAAGUCUGGCGCCUGGAUCCCGAAACACGCCAGCUCCGGCUCGUGGCCCAACGGGAGGUUAUUGUCCCCAAAACCAGCUCCUCAUCGCAAAUCCAACUCGACGAGUUCCUAACGACCGCCCCAGCUAAUGUACAAGCUUCACUAGACUGGGAUCUUUUCCGACUCCUUCUCAAGAGAAAAAUUCCAUCGCUGGGCCUGAAACGAUACCAAACGUGGAUACGUACACGAAAGAGAAGAGAUGGGGAUGAUAGAAGGACCGACCCAGACUAUGUGUGAAGGGUUUCUGCGAGACAGUUCGACUAUCAGGGUUGCAGGCUCGUUGGCACUUGGUUGCCAUUGCAGGAUCGUUGCCAGUCUAAUUGCUAGUCUAGUUAGUUGUCAUUGCUUACAGGCCUUAAUCAAAUCAUACCAUCUGAG
This is a messenger RNA of Cladophialophora immunda, 1398 nucleotides long. RefSeq lists its product as uncharacterized. The transcript has 2 exons. NCBI's taxonomy places the organism in Eukaryota, Fungi, Ascomycota, Eurotiomycetes, Chaetothyriales, Herpotrichiellaceae. The record is from RefSeq and is a predicted model, not a curated record. The coding region runs from base 229 to 1257 and encodes 342 amino acids.